Molecule: messenger RNA, 2669 nt
Organism: Megalobrama amblycephala (Wuchang bream)
Lineage: Eukaryota; Metazoa; Chordata; Actinopteri; Cypriniformes; Xenocyprididae
Exons: 4
Coding region: 389-1453 (354 amino acids)
Source: RefSeq, a predicted model, not a curated record
UAUUAGUAUUCUGAAGGAGAAACUGCAGUUACAAGGACAGUUUGUCUUGCAGUUUCAGGACCCUGAUUUUGGGAAUGCCCUUUGCAGCCUGACUGACAUCUCGGAACUGCCCAGUGACAAAGCAGUCUUGCAUAUUCAGUGGUGCAAUUCAUCAUUGUCUGAAACCAGCCUUUCUGUGUCAUCUCUUGAUACUGCUAGUGUUGAUGACUCUGAUGGAUCCUUGACCAGCUCCACAGCCUCUGUACAAAGGUAUUUGCGCACAGCCUCAGAAUGGCCACUGCCAUUCCCCAUCCCACCCCUGUCAUUUGAUGUCGAGCUAAAACUACGACGAGGCAAUGAGACAUAUGCAGAAACACAGACAGGCAUUGAUGUGACCAGAGACAUAAAGAUGGAGAUUCUUGAUAAAAUAGUUCAGGCUGUUUUUGACAUAAAGGCAUAUCCCGACAAUCAAGAAAUUGAGUCCAUUGCAUCUGCACUGAUUUCCAAGUAUCCAUGCCUUAAGAAGCCUGGCAAAGGUAAGGGCUAUGAAGGAUGGUUGAUCAGCCUAAAGAACAAGCUAAACAAUUACCGUUCAAAAUUGAGAGCAGCAGGCUGCAAUGAAGUUAGUGUGAACAAGAAGCGUAAGGAUGUUGAACAUGGACAUGGUUUCACCAUGAAAAAAGCAAAGCGUGGAGAAGUGAAUUUUGUCCCGGAACAUCCAUGCAACCACACUGAUGCUUCACUUGAAGAACAAAGACUUUUAUUGAUCGAUGAAACCAAAAAGGCAAGAAGCAGCAUGGUGGUCAUAAGUGAAAAAAUGGAAUUAACUUUUUCCCUGAGGAGAAAAGAAGUAGUAGAAGAUCAACCAAUGGUUGUAGACGUGCAGCAGAGGUGGCCUGCACUUUUUCUCCAGGAACAGAUUGCUGAGGAAUUCUUCAGAAUCACGAAUAAAGACCUUCUUGAUGUCUUCAGGGCAGCUAUGGACAGAUUUACACCUAAGCUCUUGAAAUUAUACAGAGCUAGAAAAGCUGCAUUUGGAGAGGACAUGGAACAGCUCCUAGAAAGACUUGAUGAAAGGGUGACCGAUGUUGUUAAUCACAGAAGGACUACUGCUUUGAAAGGCCUGCCUUUGUUUCUUCGAGAGGACCCAAACAAGCUGUUCAAGAAAUGCAAAGACACCGAAGAUGGGGCAAAAGGAGUGUCUAUUGCCAUUCUGUGUGUUUUGGAAGAUGACACCCAGGCGACAUCAUCCGAGGUUGUGAACAUUGCUGUUGUGUUGGAGCAGGUCGUCGUUUUGAAAGAUCUCCCAGAUAUUUCUACUGCUCUUGCAUACCUUUUUGGCCUUCUGUAUGCAUUAAACAUGUCCUAUCCUCAAGCUCUUAAGUACACUUUUGACACCAUUCAGAAUGUUUUCAUGGAGCUGGGAUCUGGAUGCACCAAACGUGUACUUUCUCUGAAGAACAAGCUGUUGUAAAGAAAAUCAGAACAGUGUUUUUGGGAUCCUUUUUGGCGUUCAUUUGUUACAAGACCUAAAGUGCGCUUUGAUACAAGGUCUGGGGAUUCUUUUAGUUGGCAUCUCGAUUUCUUGUUACAGAUGUCAAACUGUUCCAAAUGCACCAAACGUGUGCUUUCUCUGAAGAACAAACUGUUGUAAAGAAAAUCAGAACAGUGUUUUUGGGAUCCUUUUUGGCGUUCAUUUGUUACAAGACCUAAAGUGCGCUUGGAUACAAGGUGAUUCUUUUAGUUGGCAUCUCUUUUUCUUGUCAUCAGAUGUCAGACUGUUCUUAAAGUGUACAGUACAGCAUACCAUACCAGGUUAGUGGUUGCAGUAAGCAUGUCUGUUCUUGUAAAUGGUUGUUUAAAAUUGAGGCAUAGUUCAUCCAAAAAUGAAAAUUGUCACAUUUUGUCACUCUUAUUUUGUUACAAACCUGUAUAAAUGUCUUUGUUCCGAGGAACAUGAAGAAAGAUGCUUUGAGGAAUGUUUGUAACCAAACCGUUCAUGAGCCCCAUUCACUUUUAUAGUAGGAAAAAAGAAUACUAUAGAAACGAAUGGGGCUCGUGAUCUGUUUGGUUACAAACAUUCCUCAAAAUAUCUUAUGUUCAUCAGAACAAAUACAUUUAUACAGGUUUGUAACAACAUGGGAGUAAGAAAAUGACACGAUUUUCAUUUUUGGGUGAACUAUCCUUUUAAAUAAAACUGUAAAAAAGUGUUUUAAAUGUUGGUUUAAAUGUGGUAAUUUGAAAAGGUUUAGAUUACGGAACAUGUCAAGACAUUAAAAACAUUUUAUUGUUGGAUACAAAGAAAAAUCCUAAAUUGAUACCAACAAGUUUUAUGCUGUUUUUGUGUACAGUUAAGUGAUUUAAUGAGAAAUUGUAUUGCACUGAUCUUUGUUGGUGUUAAAAAUUGUCUGUAUGCUUAGUGUAUGCAAAAUUUAAGUUCCUACUGAAGAUGGAAUCUGGACUUUUUCUUUAAAGUGCAGCUGUUGUGUCACAACUUUAAAAAAAAAAGUUAAAUAUUGUGAACAGAGUUUGUGCUUGUGUAGCAUCUUAUUUCUAAUUGAAAUAAAUGAUAAAGUAAAUGUUUUAUGACCUGUCUUUAUUUUGCCAAUUGAACAUUUCUCAUCCACAAAACAUAAAAAAGCUAAUUAACUGAACAACAGCAAUUGCGGUGACAUAAAUAUCAUUAUUAG